Molecule: messenger RNA, 2215 nt
Organism: Halichondria panicea
Lineage: Eukaryota; Metazoa; Porifera; Demospongiae; Suberitida; Halichondriidae
Exons: 7
Coding region: 5-2215 (736 amino acids)
Molecular function (GO): zinc ion binding; nucleic acid binding
Source: RefSeq, a predicted model, not a curated record
CAGCAUGAGCUCAGGCAACGCUUCUAAAACGGCUAAGGCUAUUAACGACAUAUUGAGGUUACCUCAAGAAGACCAAGAAUCCCUGGGUGAUGUCAUCUCAGAAUGGCUAGACCUCGAGGAGAGAGAAACCGAUGGGACUGAAGACAUGGGGGAUACUGACUCUAGGUUUGAGUUUGACGAGCCCAUCCUCUCGCUGCAAGGUGAUGACGAUGACGAUGAUGGCGACAUUAGACAUGAAACAGAUCCAUUGGAAGCAGCGCUUGUACGGAUCUCUUCACGCACCACUGGUAACCCCUCAAGUGCUCUCGGUCCAAUGGAGCUCUCUGUGAUUGAAGACGAGGAGGUAACAAGUUUUGUGCGUGACACCUGUGGAUGCAAACUUGCUAAUGGUAGCCCCUGCUCGAAACAAUUCACUGUUACUCACAUAACAAAGAUGAGAAUGGCCUGCAAUGAACUUUCACACGACGAACUCGACAUGGCUCUUUUGGGGCAAAUUUCGGCCUGCACUAAUCGUAGCGAUGGUGUGGUGGUUGAAUCUCGACACGUAGCGGCAGGGAGGAAGAACAGCUACAGCAGUUAUGUCCACCAGGGGAAACCCGUGUGUACUCGGUUUUUCAGAUUUAUCCAUUUUGUAGGGAAAUACCGGCUCAGUACUCUCAAUGCGAGUUACGAGGAAAAUGGACUGUACACACGGAUACACGGCAACAAGCACCGACUACCAGCUAACACUUUGUCAUACGAGUGCCAAAAACUAAUGAUCACCUUUGUGCUGAACUAUGCUGCCCAGAAUGCUCUCGUCCUACCCGGUAGAGUCCCUGGGUUCCGAAAGACUGACAUCAGGUUGCUACCCUCAAGCACCUCAAAGAGGUCAGUAUGGAAACUGUACAAGGGGCAGAUGGAGGCGGUGAGGGACAUUGCAAUGGGCUACUCUACAUUUUGCAAACUGUGGAGACAGCUACUUCCCUACCUGGUUGUGACGAAGCCUAUGACUGAUCUGUGCUGGACCUGCCAGCAGAACAGCACAGCACUCUCUCGUGCAGUCAACACGCCACUUGCCGAGAAGAGUGCGACCCUGACAGCCUACAUGGAGCAUCUGGACAAAGUUCAGAAGGAGAGAUCAUACUACAAGACUGUAUGCGACCAGUGCAGAGUGACUAUCCGCUCACACUUUGAGCAAGACGGAGAAUUCACCCCACCGCCGCUGUCUUCAAACACUCCUCCGAACUCUUUGGAUAUCGAGAGUCAUUACUCUUUCGAUUACGCUCAACAGGUACACUAUCCCAGCAAUCCCCUGCAACCAGGCCCCAUUUACUUUUUAGUACCUCGGAAGUGCUCUUUGUUUGGGGUGUGCUGUGAGGCAAUUCCCCGCCAAGUCAAUUUCCUCUGUGAUGAGGCGGGAAACUGUGGCAAGGGGGCAAACGUUGUGGUUAGCCAGCUUCACUACUACUUUGAGCAUCAUGGCCUAGGCGAGAAGACAGUGUAUUUGCAUGCCGAUAAUUGUUCUGGACAGAACAAAAACAACACAAUGGUUCAGUACCUGCUAUGGCGCUCGAUGACCAACCGCCACUCUCACAUCACUCUCUCAUUUCUGGUAGUUGGACACACCAAAUUUUUUCCGGACUGGUGCUUUGGGCUCGUCAAGAGACUGUACCGAAGGACAGUAAUCGGAAGCCUUCAGGCCAUCGCUGAGGUUGUGGAGGGGUCGGCCACUUGCAACAAAGCCCAGCUUGUAGUGGAUAGCAAUGGUGGAGUUGUGGUUCCGAUGUACGACUGGGCAAGUUUCUUUGCACCAAUCUUUAAGAAACUCCCAGAGAUCAAGGUCACUCAUCAUUUCCAUGUGAUGUCCAGUAAGCCAGGUGUUGUUGCCACCAAGAAGCACAGCGACUCUGUGGGGAAGGAGCACAACAUUCUGAAGGAUGGUGUUGAGCUGGAUCAGGAUGAGAUGCCUUCAGAGAUUGUACCCAAGGGUCUGUCACUUCAGCGGCAGUGGUACCUCUAUGAUAAGAUCCGAGAGUUCUGCCCUGUCGCUGAUCAAGACAUUACGUGUCCAGAGCCAUCUGCUCCACGGCCAGACAGUCGACAGCCAUCUCCAGAGCCACCAGGUCCCUCCUCUCCCAGCCAUCCACCCCCUGCCAAGAGGCCCAGACGCUGUGGACAGUGUGGCCAACUUGGUCACAACAAGAGGAGCUGUACUCUGGACUCUUCUCCCAGCUAG